Annulohypoxylon truncatum is the source of this 1750-nucleotide messenger RNA. RefSeq names its product peptide N-myristoyl transferase. Lineage: Eukaryota; Fungi; Ascomycota; Sordariomycetes; Xylariales; Hypoxylaceae. The coding region runs from base 1 to 1539 and encodes 512 amino acids. The record is from RefSeq and is a predicted model, not a curated record. Gene Ontology annotation, molecular function: glycylpeptide N-tetradecanoyltransferase activity. The transcript has 4 exons. Gene Ontology annotation, biological process: N-terminal peptidyl-glycine N-myristoylation. Gene Ontology annotation, cellular component: cytoplasm.
AUGCCCGAAGAUCCAAAGCCUGCAAAAGGCAAGGGAAAGGAUAAAGAUAAGGAGAAGGAGAGUGAAAAGGAAAAGGAAAGGGCUGCUAAAAAGCUCCACAAAGCUAUCGACGGCCUCUCCAAGGAACAAGUGACCCAACUCCUGGACCUCAAUCCCGCCCUCGCAAACGAACUUGGCAGCGGAAGUAAUGAUGACCCCAAUUCUGCCGCUGACGCCCUCAAGCGUCUCAAUCUCCAAGAUAUUAUGACCGGACUAGCUUCGAGCGGGAAGAAUGCUAAGGACAUGGGUGCUUACAAGUUCUGGGCUACCCAACCUGUUCCCAAGUUCGGUGAAGAUGGCGAUGCCGCCGAGCCCGUCGAGGAAGGCCCCAUUAGAAAGCAGACCGUUGACGAAAUCCCGAAGACACCGGCGCCUUUGCUAGAUGGUUUCGAGUGGUCUACCAUAGACCUACUUGAUGAUAACCAGCUAAAGGAGGUCUGGGAAUUGCUAAACGGACAUUACGUCGAGGAUGACGAAGCAAUGUUCCGCUUCAACUAUUCAACCAGCAUUCUCAAGUGGGCUAUGAUGCCGCCUGGAUGGAAAAAGGAAUGGCAUCGAGGAGUUCGAGCCUCGCAAUCCAGAAAAUUAGUCGGUUUUAUCGCUGCUAUCCCCGUCGAAUUGCGCGUUCGGGACAAAGUCCUACAUGCCUCCGAGGUAAACUUCCUCUGUAUACACAAGAAGCUUCGCUCGAAACGUCUAGCUCCCGUCCUCAUCAAGGAGAUCACGCGCCUGUGCAACUUAGAAGGAGUUUUCCAGGCCAUAUAUACCGGUGGCAUUGUUCUUCCCAAGCCUGUUAGCACAUGUCGAUACUAUCACCGAGCCAUCAAUUGGCAAAAGCUAUACGAAGUUGGCUUUAGUCCCCUACCACCGAAUAGCAAACCUCAGUUCCAGAUAAGGAAGUACGCCGUUCCGGAUCGAACCUCAAUUCGGGGACUUAGAGAGAUGCAGAAGAAAGAUAUUGGUGCUGUCCAAGACCUCCUCACGCGAUACCUGGCCAAGUACGACUUGGCUGCCGAGUUUGAUAAGCAGGAAGUUGAACAUUGGCUACUACAUAAUAAGAAGAAUGCUCUGGAGGAACAAGUCGUCUGGACUUACGUCGAUGAGCACAAGAAGAUCACUGACUUUAUCUCAUUCUACUGCCUCGAGUCUUCGGUUAUUGGUAACAGUAAGCACUCGAAUGUGAAAGCAGCAUACCUCUUCUACUACGCGACCGAAACGGGACUCGCCGCUCCCGUUGACAAGGAAGCCCUGAAAUCCCGUCUCAACGCUCUAGUCUCAGACUCUUUGGUAUUUUGCAAACAGUACCAGUUUGACGUAUACAACGCCCUCUCGCUGAUGGAUAAUGGCCUGUUCCUCGAAGAACAAAAGUUUGGUCCGGGAGAUGGACAGUUACACUAUUACCUAUUCAACUACCGGGCGAAUCCGAUAGCAGGUGGUGUUGAUAAGAGGAACCGCUUAGACACCGAGGCACUAAGUGGCGUUGGGAAGACGCAAAUUUGAACCUAUGUGGGCACAUCCAAUGGAACGGAUGAUAUGGCAUAAGGCCUUUGGCAGAUACCUGCGUAGGUAGGCGGCAUGUACUUUAUAGCGGAUUCUUUUGGGGGGCGAUACCCUUCGUCUCAGGGGCUCGCUAGCCAGACCGACUUAUCGUGGCCAGGCGUUGCAUGAUUCCAUAUGGAAUUCUCCGUGUCGGAUCUACAGGGACGCCGGC